CGACGCGCCCUCGCCCCCGAACCGAAAGAGUAUUUCCUUCUCUCGUCCUCUACCGUUUCUUUUCAGCUGCAACAAUGCAUCGGGCGGCGCAGUCCCCUCCGUUGCACCACCCGGUGCCGCAGCAUUUUUCCACGGUUCCCCAGCUCCGAUCACCGCCUCCGCCUCCGGGGUCCGCGCAGUCGCAACAGCUCGGCUAUGGCGGGAAUCCGUAUCAGCAGCAGCAGGGCGGCAACAUAGGCAACGCCUUUGGCGCAUACGGCCAGUUCAUGAACGAUCCCACGGCCCAGGUCGCGGCGCAGUUUGGCCAGACUGCCUUCAAGCACGGCCAGGAAUAUGUGGAACAGAACAUCGGCCGCUACGUCAAUGUUUCCGCGCUCAAGUACUACUUCAAUGUCUCCAACUUCUACGUCGUCAACAAGCUCUUCCUGGUCCUCUUCCCUUGGAGGCACAAGCCCUGGUCCCGCAAACAAGCUGUGGGAGCAAACGGCCAGGAGCUGCGAUAUCUGCCUCCGCGAGACGACAUCAACAGCCCCGAUAUGUACAUACCAGUCAUGGCAUUGGUCACGUACAUUCUCCUAUCUACUCUGGUUGCCGGUGUCAGGGGCAAGUUUAACCCCGAACUUCUUGGAUACACAGCAACAAUUGCGCUCGGCGUCGUCAUCUUCGAAAUCAUCGCGUUGAAAGUCGGAUGCUACCUCCUGAGCAUCUCCAGCCAGUCCCAGCUACUUGAUUUGAUUGCCUACUCUGGCUACAAGUUUGUUGGUAUUAUUGUCACCAUUGCCAUUGCCGAGAUUGUCAACGGUGGCAAGGGCACUGGAGGCUGGGUUGGGUGGUUGGUCUUUAUCUAUACUUUCUUGGCCAACUCCCUUUUCCUGAUGCGAUCGCUGAAAUACGUCCUGUUACCUGAAACAGCCGCCAACUCCGGAGGACCUAUGCAGACGGACACCAGGGUGAAGCGAAACCAGAGGACACAGUUCCUUUUCUUCUACUCCUACCUUGUCCAGCUGUUCUUCAUGUGGCUUCUCACCAGACCUUGAAACCGCCUUGAUGGGGGAAAGAGAAAUAAAACAGGAAUGAGGCACCAAACAAAAGCUUUUGCAUGUAUGAAGGAAGAAGAAAGAACACCAUAGGAUAUCACGAGAGGCGUUAGACACGGCAUAAAGAGGUCCAGCGGUGGUGUGCAUAUAUGGUAUAGGCAUAGGGACCAGCGUUGAAGAGUGAGGCUGGCGCUAUCGGCGGCGUUUUGGGGGUUUCCGCUCCACUGCGGGGGUUAGACUUGUUCCACUUAAUUAUUCACC
Messenger RNA from Trichoderma virens Gv29-8, 1298 nucleotides. RefSeq lists its product as uncharacterized. Gene Ontology annotation, biological process: endoplasmic reticulum to Golgi vesicle-mediated transport. NCBI's taxonomy places the organism in Eukaryota, Fungi, Ascomycota, Sordariomycetes, Hypocreales, Hypocreaceae. The record is from RefSeq and is a predicted model, not a curated record. Bases 75 to 1037 code for a protein of 320 amino acids. Gene Ontology annotation, cellular component: Golgi membrane; COPII-coated ER to Golgi transport vesicle; endoplasmic reticulum-Golgi intermediate compartment. The transcript is spliced from 4 exons.